Molecule: messenger RNA, 676 nt
Organism: Drosophila sechellia
Lineage: Eukaryota; Metazoa; Arthropoda; Insecta; Diptera; Drosophilidae
Exons: 1
Coding region: 1-450 (149 amino acids)
Source: RefSeq, a predicted model, not a curated record
AUGAUGAUACUACAAUCGGAAUUUACGAAAAUCGACGAUGCCCUUGACAUCUGUGUCUCCAUGGAGGAGGAUCUGAACGAGUGUCUGAAUAAUGUGGAGGCAAUGAUCCAGAGGUACAAUGCUCCCGGACGCUACACCAUAUCCAUGGAUCCCUUCGCAGAGGAUUUUCAACUGAGCACCAGCGAGUCCACGGACUUGGAUGGGUCGUCCAUAGGAAGUGGUGACUCCGAGCUGGACAUGCUAAGCCAACUCUACGGAGCCAGAAGUGCCCAGGAGUUGGAUGAAUCUUACGUCGAUGUGCGCUAUAAGUUCAUCAAGCUGAAGCGGUCAUACGAGGGUGCCUUUGCCCAUUUUCAAAGGAUCGUUGACUGUGCUGAUCGUCAACACAAGAUUUCACAUCGCAUUUUUAUGAACUCGCAGGAUAGCAAGGGGAAGCUGUGCAGGCACUAGGAAUGCAAAUUUCCUCCAACUAUUCCAUCAAACUUGCGCGCGUGUGUAAACUGCAAAUUGUGUCGACACUUGGCAGGUUUUAUUAAAAAUUACUGUCACCAUUAGUCGAGUUGGCCGAUGACUUUCAGCGAAAAAGAGGUGCAGGGGUGAACUUUCCAAAACUCAUUUGGCCUGACAUGAAAAUGAGGCAAAGUUUUUUAUCAGAGCCUCAGUUUUUCUUGCGACA